CUCUUGGCUCUUGGCUUUAUUCUUUACUUAAUUCACAAGACCCUCUUUGAUGAACAAGCUUUUCUACAUCCACUUCACAGCUUCAUUCAAUGGCCUUCUUCAAGACUAAAAUGCCUGCACUUGACACUUCACCCGUGUCCUCGCCCGUUCUCUACCCAUCAGUCACGUCUGACUUUGAAGCUGCAAACCUCAAGUAUGCAGCGAAGUUUACUCAGUCCCACUUACCAUCUCCGCCCCGUCGAAAGGUAGCGGUGGUAGCGUGCAUGGACAGCAGAUUGGACGUUGAGAAAGUACUGGGUCUAGACCUUGGCGAUGCCCAUGUCAUUCGAAAUGCUGGCGGUCGUGCUGUAGAAGCACUUCGGUCAAUUUUGAUUUCUCAGCAGAUGCUGGGCACGCGUGAGAUUAUUGUCAUGCACCAUACCGGCUGCGGUAUGCAGAGCUUCUCCGACACAGAUUUCCGGUCCAAGAUCAGACGAGAACUAAAGGAAGACGUUGACCACAUGGCGUUUCUCCCGUUUUCUGAUUUGCGGCAGAGUGUUAUUGAUGACGUUGCCUUCUUGCGCAAGAGUCCGUUGAUUUUGGACGUUCCUAUUACUGGAUAUGUUUAUGAUGUCAAGACGGGUCGGAUUGAGCAGGUUGACGAGAGGGCUGACUCUGAGUGCUCUAGCCCUUAGAAUUUUAUUUGAUAUGUAUUUUUGGCGCUGUGGAUAUCUGUUUGGCGGCGGAAAAGGAUAGCGAGCGAGCGGCUGGAAUUACUUGGUAUAAACGCAUAGCAUUUGGAUAGCAUUCGGAAUUUUCAUCUUACUACACUCCGAGCCCAAACAUAGGUGAAAUCUCUGUAGAACCGGUCCAAUCAGCAACAUUAUAGAAGAUACCGAUCUUGCUGGUGAUCUUAUGCAAGCAUGCAUCCGGAGAUUCCGGGUGGAGUCUGACAGGUCAGACCGUCAGAGAUCCGGCAUCGUUAGCCGCCAG
Fusarium redolens is the source of this 972-nucleotide messenger RNA. RefSeq names its product carbonic anhydrase. The transcript has 4 exons. The record is from RefSeq and is a predicted model, not a curated record. NCBI's taxonomy places the organism in Eukaryota, Fungi, Ascomycota, Sordariomycetes, Hypocreales, Nectriaceae. Gene Ontology annotation, molecular function: carbonate dehydratase activity; zinc ion binding. The coding region runs from base 90 to 674 and encodes 194 amino acids.